CAGGCAUUGGGCCCCCAGGCGGAGCGGCAGGCAUCGGGCCCCCAGGCGGAGCGGCGGGCGCCGGGCCCCAGGCGGAGUGGCGGGCGCGGGCCCCCAGGCGGGACGGCGGGCACCGGGCCCCCAGGAGGGGCGGCAGGCACCGGGCCCCCGGGUGGAGCGGCAGGCAUCGGGCCCCCAGGCGGAGCGGCGGGCGCCGUGUCGUCAGGCACGACAGCGGGCAUCGGGUCACCAGGCAUCAGGUCAUUUGGCUCGCCAGCGGGCACCGCGUCAUCUGGCAAGGCAGUGGGCACCGAGUCACCAGGCACGACAGUGGGUUCCAAGUCAACUGGCAUGACUGCGGGCACUGGGUCAGACAUUGGAUCGUCUGGCUCGACAGCGGGCAUCAGGUCACCAGGCAUCAGGUCAUUUGGCUCGACAGCGGGCACCGCGUCAUCUGGCAAGGCAGUGGGCACCGAGUCACCAGGCACGACAGUGGGCUCUGAGUCAAUUGGCUCGACAGCGGGCACCGGGUCAUCAGGUACCGGAUCGUCUGGCUCGACAGCAGGCACCGGGUCAUCUGGCGCUGGAUCAUCUGGCUCGACAGCGGGCAUCGGGUCACCAGGCAUGACAGUGGGCACUGGGUCAUCAGGCAUGACAGCGGGCACUGGGUCAUCAGGCAUUGGAUUGUCAGGCUGGAUCAGUUCAUCAGGCUGGGUAGGGACAUCAGGC
Staurois parvus is the source of this 708-nucleotide messenger RNA. The record is from the annotation of a GenBank genome assembly. NCBI's taxonomy places the organism in Eukaryota, Metazoa, Chordata, Amphibia, Anura, Ranidae.